Molecule: messenger RNA, 393 nt
Organism: Opisthorchis viverrini
Lineage: Eukaryota; Metazoa; Platyhelminthes; Trematoda; Opisthorchiida; Opisthorchiidae
Exons: 1
Coding region: 1-393 (130 amino acids)
Source: RefSeq, a predicted model, not a curated record
AUGUGCACAAAUCAAGUGGAGGAAAAAGCAUCAAACUCAGCACCGGUUAAGGGAGUCGUCACAUCAGGACAGGCUUCAGCGAAGCCGGUGGGUUUACAGUACUUGGACAUCGAUCAUCACAAACACCAGUUGAAUAUUCGCGCAGAAAUUUCAGCCACCAUUUGCAGUGUAAAUUGUUCGGACGGUCAAACACCGUUAUGCAGUGUUCCGUGCAUACCAAACGACAUUUGGAACGAUUUCUGCUCGUGCAAAGGGUUAGCCCGAUCAAUCACAGUAUACCAGUUAAGGUGCACGUGCAAACGACCAGUCAUGAAACCGAAUUUUUUCGCACAACUUUACGACGCGACUGGAUGUCAUGAGAAACUGGAAAUGGUAGAAACGAGUGCGGAGUAG